Oncorhynchus kisutch (coho salmon) is the source of this 3040-nucleotide messenger RNA. RefSeq names its product adaptor related protein complex 4 subunit sigma 1 (gene ap4s1). Lineage: Eukaryota; Metazoa; Chordata; Actinopteri; Salmoniformes; Salmonidae. The coding region runs from base 191 to 628 and encodes 145 amino acids. Gene Ontology annotation, biological process: protein transport. The transcript is spliced from 6 exons. The record is from RefSeq and is a predicted model, not a curated record.
AAGUUGUCGCCAUAAUGACCAAACCAAAAUGGCUGCUCUCAGAGAUUAGUUGACAGUCAGCUGGAUUCGGUUUGAUUAGAGCCUUGUGUAUUUCAACGACUCUCUAAAAUGAAACGACUAAAUAAGUAGCACAGCAGCAAGAGUGAACGUUAUUCAUAAAACUACGGAUGCACUGGAUUUCGAGAUCACAAUGAUCAAGUUCCUUCUGAUGGUUAACAAGCAGGGCCAGACCCGCCUGUCUAAGUAUUAUGAGCAGGUGGACAUUGAGAAGAGGCCUUCUCUGGAGACUGAUGUUGUCAAGAGAUGCCUGUCACGCAAAAAAGAAGAGUGCUCUUUUGUGGAAUACAAGGACUUCAGACUAGUGUAUCGACAGUAUGCUGCUCUCUUCAUAGUUGUUGGUAUCAGUGACACGGAGAAUGAGCUGUCAAUCUAUGAGCUGGUACACAACUUUGUUGAGGUUCUUGACAAGUACUUUAGUCGUGUGAGUGAAUUGGAUAUCAUGUUCAACCUGGAUAAAGUGCACAUCAUCAUUGAUGAGAUUAUCCAGAAUGGACACAUAGUGGAGACCAACAAGAACCGCAUCCUGGCACCUCUACUUGCUCUGGACAAGAUGGCUGAGGCACAUUGAGCAGUUGUUUGAACCAUAGACUUAGACCUCGCAUCAUUGUAUCUGUCCAAUUAUGGCAUCUUUAAGAGCAUGGGCAGCGCCAUUAAGGCCAUCUCCAUUAUGAAGUACUCAAUUUUCUUCUAUGAGUUGGGAAACUGAAAGGGUGCACGCUGCCACCUAGAGUGUGUUGUUUUACAGUAAUAAAGCAGAGGUUGGCGAUUUACUGACACCUGCGGUUAUGGAAUGUCUCACAAGUAUAAUUAAUUAUCUGAUUCCUCCUGGUAACCUGAAUGUAAUUAUAUGAUCCUUGAAGGAAAACCACCCAAAAACUAUAUUUUGGUAUUUGUUUCAUUAGUCCAUUGCUGACAUAGUCCCAAAAUGUUUUGCUUGUCAGCAAUCACGUUUUUAAGAUUGGUAACUUUCAAACCAUCCCCGUAUGAUGCAUUUUGCACCAUACAGGGAUGAUUUCUGUAUUUUAAUGCCACAUUCAAAACAACUGGGAACUCUGAAAAAUACGAGGUCAAACCAUGUCAGAACUCUAGAAAGAGGCCAGAGAUUCUGAGUUGGAUGACUGUUCAAAUAGAUUUUUGUUUUGAAAUCCGAAAUUCCUGAAAACAUUUUUAAUGUCAACUGGGUGAGACUUUCAACUUCUUUGGAUGAUCCCUCCUGGUGAUCCUAUUGAAAUCAUGUCCAACCAGGACAUCAAGAGGGAUCAGCCAAAUGUGAAAAUGUACUACUUCAAAAUGGAGCCUCAAAUGGUGCUGCCCAUCAGUUCAAUUGGCAGACAGAACUUUAUACAAAUAAAAAGAUGAGUCCUCCAUGAGCUGCCCAUGCUAAAACAGGCUUUUGGACACUAGACCUCCAUCUAGCUCUAUGGUUUGAACAAACUAAGACUACAGUGGCAAGAAAAGUAUGUGAACUCUUUGGAAUUACCUGGAUUUCUGCAUUAAUUGGUCAUAAAAUGUGAUCUGAUCGAAGUCACAACAAUAGACAAACAAUUAUACAUGUCUUUAUUGAACACACCAUGUAAACAUUCAGCGUAGGGUGGAAAAAGAACACGAACCCUUGGAUUUAACCAGUUGACCCUCCUUUGGCAGCAAUAAACUCAAACAUUUGAGGUUGCAGAUCAGACCUGCACAACGGUCAGGACGCAUUUUAGACCAUCUUUACAAAACGGUUUCAGUUCAGCAAUAUACUUGCGAUGUCUGCUGUGAACCACUCUCGAGGUCAUGCCACAGCAUUUAAAUAAAUCGGGUUGCGGUCUGGACUAACUGGGCCACUCCAGAAGGCGUAUUUUCUUCUGUUGAAGCCAUUCUGUUGAUAUACUUUUGUGUUUUGGGUCGUUGUCCUGUUGAGCUCAAUUGGCAGACGGAUAAUGCAGGAGAAUGUUAGGCUAAACUUGGGAAUUCAAUUUUAUGACUAAUUUAUGCAGAAAUCCAGGUAAUUCCAAAGGGUUCACAUACUUCCUUGCCACUGUGUUACCCUUUGGGGAAAAAUGGACACAUUGCCAUCCAAAUGAUUUAUGGACUUCAUACUUGAGUUUAUCAAUAAUAAUCCAUUGUAUAGAAUAGUUUUUUUUUUUUAUACAGCAGCUAUAGUAAUAGAUUGAACUGAGGUAUUACGUACAUCUUCGCUUGGAGCUUUAAUGUGCAUGGAAUAUUAUUCAGUUAAUGUAAAUAAACAAGACUUCAUACUUUGCAAACAUUUUAAUGAUUAUUUUUGGAGCAUACACAUUUGAAAAUAUCUGUUUACUUCAAACUGCAACUUGAGUUAAAUAAAUGUUUAUAAUAUACAAAGAAAAUACAAGGGAAAGCAUAGCUUGCUUUUUUUUCCUUUUCAAAUGUGCCUUGCACACAGAACCAGUGUUGUCGUCUCUAGCUUUAUUAUCAAAUUACACAAAUGCACUCGGACUUUGAUCCUUAUAGCAGGGCAAUAAACAUCAAAAUACACACAGUAACAAAAGCAAAAGGAAAAAUAAUAAGCAUGUGCAUCAUGAUUGUAUGAUGUUAGAUGAAGUAAAAGGAACAAGGUAAUCCUAAUAUUCAAACAACGCAGGCACUAGUAAAACAACCUGGUAAGGAAAUGCCCAAACACUCUACAGUUAGCUCUACAGAAGCAGCUGCCCUUCUCCCCCUCACAUCACACAGGGAAAGGAAGGAGGUUGUCAGCCGGGGUGGUGGAGAGAAGCUGGUGGUAGUCUGAAAACCCAAAAAUCUACAGAGAACUUGUACACAGAUGCUCACAGCCAAAGUAUGAGAGAGAGAUAGUAAACACUGUAGAACAUGAGGAAACUGUCUGCCCCGUCUUCCAGUUGCUCAAGCCCUUAAAGCAGCAGAGUGCCCUGGGGGAGGGAGAGAGCUGUGACAAGUAAGCAGGUGGGUCGGAGGAGAGGGGAGGUGGGCCCUGGUUUUAUCUGUAUUAGCAGCUAUUGAG